CUCGGUCGAGGCGACAUGGCGGCGGCGCUGCUGCUGGCUCUGGGCCUCGCGCUCCUGGGCGGCCAGGGCGCCUGCGCGGCGGCUGGCUUCCUCAAGGCGCCGCUGUCCCAGGAGCAGUGGGCGGGGGGCAGCGUGGUGCUGCACUGUGAGGCGGUGGGCAGCCCCGUCCCUGAGAUCCAGUGGUGGUUUGAAGGGAACAACCCCAACGACAGCUGCUCCCAGCUCUGGGACGGCGCCUGGCUGGACCGAGUCCACAUCCAUGCCACCUACCGCCAGCAUGCGGCCAGCACACUGUCUGUGGACGGGCUCGCCGCAGAGGACACGGGCACCUACGAGUGCCGGGCCAGCAGUGACCCUGACCGCAACCACCUGACCCGGCCACCCAGGGUCAAGUGGGUCCGUGCCCAAGCAAGCGUGGUGGUCCUUGAACCGGGUACCAUCUCAACCUCCAUCCGCGAAAAAGACUCCAAGACAUACUUCACAUGCACUCUGAACAGCAGUGCCGUCGACAUCCUUGGCCACCGCUGGAUGAGAGGCGGCAAGGUACUGCAGGAAGACACGCUGCCUGACCUGCAGAUGCAGUACUCGGUGGACACACAUGACAGCGCUGGGGAGUAUUCCUGCAUCUUCCUUCCCGAGCCCGUGGGGAGGGGCAGCAUCUUUGUGGAAGGACCACCCCGGAUCAAGGUCGGGAAGAAGUCAGAGCAUGCCAGUGAGGGGGAGACGGUGAGACUGGUCUGCAAGUCUGACUCUUCCCAUCCUCCUGUCAUUCAGUGGACCUGGUUCAAGACCUCUGACUCUGGGGACCAGGUGAUCACCAAUGGCUCUGAGAGCAAGUACCUCGUGAUAUCCACACCGGAGAGAUCUGAGCUGACCAUCAGCAACCUGGACAUGAAUAGCGACCCUGGCACCUACCUGUGUAACGCCACCAACUCCCAGGGCACCGCCCAGGAGAGGAUCACACUGCGUGUGCGAAGCCGCCUGGCCGCCCUCUGGCCCUUCCUGGGCAUCGUGGCCGAGGUCCUGGUGUUGGUCACCAUCAUCUUCAUUUAUGAGAAGCGGCGGAAGCCCGACCAGUCCCUGGACGAGGAUGAUCCCGGUGCUGCUCCACUGAAGGGCAGCAGCCAUCACCUGAACGACAAGGACAAGAACGUACGCCAGAGGAACGCCACCUGAAUGGUGGAGCAGGCGGGGCCCGGGGGACGCCUGACCCCAGCCCAGUGUCCACCUCCACGCCCAUUCCCAUCUGCCCAACCUCCUGUCCCAACCCGGGUGAAGACAGAGCCUCACCGUGCAGAAAGCCCACCUGGAAGAAGAAGCCGCCCACAGCACCCCUGAUUCUAGUUUAAACUAAACGAGGUUUCUAUGUAGAGAAUCCGUUCCUUAGGGGGUUCUGUUUGAUUUUUUCCCUUCCCUUUUUUAAGCUGGUCACUACAACCCUGUGGAGUGGGAGAAUGGGGUCUUGUCCUUGGUCAGGAGGGAGAGGCCAGGACAGGCGCUGACUUCUGGUGGAGGGGGGCCCCCACCUGCUCCCCUGUUUGGGUCUGCCCAUGCUCACCAUGGGCAGCAUGGCUGGGCCUGCUGGGACCCCACAAAUAAAGACCUACCCCGCCA
Molecule: messenger RNA, 1614 nt
Organism: Peromyscus leucopus (white-footed mouse)
Lineage: Eukaryota; Metazoa; Chordata; Mammalia; Rodentia; Cricetidae
Gene: Bsg
Product: basigin (Ok blood group)
Exons: 8
Coding region: 16-1176 (386 amino acids)
Biological process (GO): dendrite self-avoidance; axon guidance; homophilic cell-cell adhesion
Cellular component (GO): plasma membrane; axon
Molecular function (GO): cell-cell adhesion mediator activity
Source: RefSeq, a predicted model, not a curated record